This is a messenger RNA of Capsicum annuum, 1352 nucleotides long. RefSeq names its product T-complex protein 1 subunit zeta 1. Gene Ontology annotation, cellular component: chaperonin-containing T-complex. Gene Ontology annotation, biological process: protein folding. Lineage: Eukaryota; Viridiplantae; Streptophyta; Magnoliopsida; Solanales; Solanaceae. Gene Ontology annotation, molecular function: ATP-dependent protein folding chaperone; ATP binding. The record is from RefSeq and is a predicted model, not a curated record.
AAUUACUUUAUGUUACUUACAAAAAAAAAAAAAAAAAGGAGGAGGAAGAUGUCAGUAAAAAUACUGAAUCCAAAUACAGAGGUUCUCAACAAAUCUGCAGCACUUCACAUGAACAUCAACGCUGCCAAGGGUUUACAAGAUGUUCUCAAAACUAAUCUCGGUCCUAAAGGCACCAUCAAGAUGCUUGUUGGUGGUGCUGGUGACAUUAAGCUCACUAAAGAUAGGAAUACAUUGUUGAAAGAGAUGCCAUAAACACGUCCUGAUUUCAUGAGAGCGUGGAGAAUAGGCCUUUACUAACAUUCUCCUUGAAGCGGCUUUCACUUCACCAUCACAGAGGUGCUCUGCAUUCGCAAGCCUGAGGAAGCUAUUGAUCUUUUUAUGGUUGAAAUAAUGCACAUGCGUCACAAGUUCGAUGUAGACACUCGUUUGAGGGUUGGGGGUGCCAGAGAAACCGUCAUGCUAAUUUUAAUGUGUCACCUCAUUAAUUCUUGCUGCUGUUAGGUUGAGGGCCUUGUACAGUUGUUGUAUUUAAUCAUGGUUCAAGGCAUCCAGACAUGAAAAGGCGAGCAGAGAACUAUUACAUUUUGACUUAAAAUGUCUCUCUUGAAUAUGAGAAGAGAACAGAGAGAGGCAAUGGUUGCUGCAGAAUGGCGUUCUGUUGACGAGAGGUUGCAAAAGAUAAUUGACCUAAAGAACAAGGUCUGUGCUGGAAAUGAAAACAAUUUCGUUGUGAAGGGGAUUGAUCCUCCAUCUCUAGACCAACAUUCUCGGGCAGGAAUAAUAGCACUUCGGAGGGCAAAAAGGAGAAAUAUGGAACGUUUGGUUUUGGCUUGUGGCGAGGCAGUUAACUCUGUUGAUGACCUAACUCCUGAAUGCCUUGGCUGGGCUGGGCUGGUCUACGAGCAUGUUCUUGGUGAAGAGAAGUAUACCUUUGUAGAAAAUGUCAAAAAUCCUCAUUCCUGUACUAUUCUUAUCAAAGGGCCUAAUGACCACACAAUAGCUCAAAUCAAGAAUGCAGUUCGUGAUGGACUACGGGCAGUAAAAAAUACCAUUAAAGAUGAAGCAGUUGUACUCAUAUGUUACACUUUUGCCAAUAGAAAAUAAUAGUUUUAUUAUUUGAUCAGCAAUACAUAUCUGUGUGACUCCACAUGAAAGCUCCUUCACAUGAGUUUUUUACCCUGUUCGUCUAUUUUAUACUGCUUGCUUAUCUUUGAUGACCAAGAUAUGCAUGCAUGGGUCUUUCCCUAGGGCUUUAGUUUAUGAUAUGUGGCGCAUAUCAUGGGUUUGAACCCUAUUGUAGACAUAAGUAUGGCAUUUAAGUAGAAAAGGGUAGAGGGGUAGUCCAUCAUUCA